Molecule: messenger RNA, 1149 nt
Organism: Lotus japonicus
Lineage: Eukaryota; Viridiplantae; Streptophyta; Magnoliopsida; Fabales; Fabaceae
Exons: 4
Coding region: 61-948 (295 amino acids)
Cellular component (GO): chloroplast thylakoid membrane
Source: RefSeq, a predicted model, not a curated record
UAGGGCCUUUGCUCUUCUUCCAUUCUACUGCAUUUGUGAUUACCAUAUAAUACAUACCCAAUGUUGCAGUCUCAGUUCCACCACCACCAUCACCAUCUCUUCUCAAACCUUCCAAUCUCACUCCCACUCACUCACCACAAACCCACUCUCUCUUCUCCUUUUCUCUACAAACCCACUUCUUCUAUUCUCCACCACUCUGUUUCAGUUUCUGCCAUUCCUCCCUCAAGUUCUUCUUGGACAUGGCUGACCCACCUCGCCGCAGAGCUCAGCACCUCGAUAGACUUAGACGCAGAGGGAGAGGGCCCCAUCGAAAUCCCGUUUCCUUCAACACCUUCCAUUUUCGAUGCCACCGACGACCCUUCUCCCAUCCAAGUCGCUUCCAGCGUGCUCCUCACCGGUGCCAUCUCCGUCUUCCUCUUCCGCUCCCUCCGUCGCAGGGCUAAACGUGUCAAAGAAUCGCAAUUCAGGUCUUCUGGAGUUGUGAAGAAGUCCAUUCAGGAAGAAGCUCUGGAUAGCUUGAAAGCUCUCGGGUCAGCUUCAAUUGAUGCUAAGGGUCCUCCUUCACCUUUUCAGACAUUUCUUGGGGGAAUAUCCGCAGGAAUUAUUGCUCUUAUUUUCUACAAGUUUGCCACUACAAUUGAAGCAUCUCUAAACAAACAAACAAUUUCAGACAAUUUCUCUGUCCGCCAGAUAACAAUCGCCAUAAGGACAUUUGUGAAUGGCUUGACGUACCUGGCGACCUUUAUUUUCGGCCUAAAUUCCCUUGGUUUAUUUCUUUAUUCCGGCCAGCUUGCCAUCAAAUCCAUUGCGGGUGGUUCAACUGAAAAGGAAACUGAAAGCAAAAGCGUUGAUCAGUCAAGUUUAUCAAAUUCACUGGAUGAGAGUCCCGCAAAUAACACUGAGCUGAGCAGCAGAAAGGAAGAACAAAGUUCAAAUGAUGCACAAUAGUUAUGGUGGAAAUGUAGUGAAUUUAAAAUGGAGGAACGGGUCUGCAAAUCUUAUCUGCUUGUAGAGGAUUAUACAUUUCUUCAUAAUCUUUCACUUUGGCGAAUAGUGUUGUAACUUGUAGAUGGUUAGUGUUCUUUAAUGCAGUUACCAGUCCUAAUGUUGAAUAUUAAUAGUAGCUAUAUUCUCUUGUUCUCUCCUUCA